Molecule: messenger RNA, 1257 nt
Organism: Blepharisma stoltei
Lineage: Eukaryota; Ciliophora; Heterotrichea; Heterotrichida; Blepharismidae
Source: the annotation of a GenBank genome assembly
AUGCACAGAGGUAUUUUUGCCUUAGCAGGAGCGCUGACAGCAGGUAGUCUCUUUGCUUAUUGCGCAGCCCCCCACAGCAUUCUCCAUCUCUGGGGCAACGGCAUCUACGAUCCUCGACCAGGGCAUCCAGAAGAUCUGCUCAAUUUCACAAACUUUACACCUCGCAAAAUAGCAAAUUUUCAGGACAAAUCCUCCCCAAACCUAGUCAAAGUUUCCUUUGGCACAACUCACGAAGUAGGAUUAGAUGACAAAGGCGAUAUCUAUAUAUGGCCUAUCCAUAUCGUCAAUAGUGUCUCGCUUCCAGAAAUUGACGAUCACGUUCGAGAUGUAAAAAAGCUGAGUUCUGGUGGAAAUUAUACACAAUUACAGUGGACAAAAGGCAUUUUAUUUGCGCUAAACAAAAAAGGUGAAGUCUGGGAAUGGAGAUUUGACUUACAAGAAAACCCUGUUGCUAGACGAAUUCCAAGACUUAAAAACAUUAAAAAGAUUUCUACUGGAUAUGACCAUUUAGUAGCUCUUGAUAAUGAAGGACACUGCUGGAGUAUGGGAGAUGAUACUUUUGGACAAUGUGGCCAGAGCUUUUUGAAUAGAACGACAAAUGCUCCGUAUUUAUCUCUUCGAUACCCUAACCCUAUGAUGAUAUACAAUAUAGAAGGAAAAGUUAUUGACAUAGCGUGUGGUAAACAGCAUACUAUUGCUCUUUUAGAAGAUGGCUCUGUUUUAGGCUGGGGAAGAAACCAUAAACAGCAAUUCGGGCUGUUCUUAGAAAGUGAUAACAAAACUGCAAAACAAGUUAUUUAUUUACCCACAGAAGUGAAUGGAUCCUCUGAUAAAAAAAUCGUAAAAAUUGCUGCUGGGGACUAUUUUUCGUUGUAUGUUGCAGAAACUCGUACAGGGGAGGAAGAAGUGUAUGCGACAGGACUGAACUCAAGAGGUCAACUUGGUCUCGGAUUUCUGACACAUUGCACUUCCUUUGUAAAGGUCCAACAGCUUUCAAAUUUUGUAGUGACAGACCCAAAAAAUGGAAAAAUUAACCCAGUUAAGUAUUCACAGCUAGAAUGCGGAAGUGAACAUUGUAUGGCACUUAUGGAUGUAGGGGCUGUCUAUAUAUGGGGAGGUAAUGAAAACGGAGAGCAGGGAAAUAAAAAGAGAACGAUACAGGAUAAGCCAAGGAUUAUGAAAUAUUAUAUAGAUAAGGAAGUUGUCAGCAUAAACUGUGGACAAAAGGGAAGUGCAGUGAUAUGGAAGGAUAUCUAG